CAGGUACCGCAGCCAGCCACAUUCUGCUUCCCGCAAGCCAUUUCCCGUCCCGAUCGAUCGGCCCGUGCUUCCUCUUCUUGAGCAGCCCGACCGCCUUGGAUCCAUGGACCAUCACGUCGGCUCCUCCCACGUGCACGCCGACGGCGAGCGCAGGGCCAAGGAGGAGGACGUCGUCGUGGUGCUCGCCGUCGACGCCGAGGCGGCCGAUCCGAAGCCGGCCGAGGCCGACGACCGCCCGGGCGACGGCGAGGGCGGCGUCAACUACAUGGCCCGCGCGCAGUGGCUCCGCGCGGCGGUCCUCGGCGCCAACGACGGCCUCGUCUCCGUGGCGUCCCUCAUGAUCGGCGUCAGCGCCGUCAACGACGGCGGCAAGACGAUGCUCGUGUCGGGCCUGGCCGGGCUGGUGGCCGGCGCCUGCAGCAUGGCCAUCGGCGAGUUCGUGUCCGUGUACGCGCAGUACGACAUCGAGGUGGCCCAGAUCAAGCGCGACGGCGCCAAGGGCAAGAAGGAGAGCCUGGCGAGCCCGACGCUGGCCGCGCUCGCGUCGGCGCUGGCGUUCGCGGUGGGCGCGCUCCUGCCGCUGCUGGCCGGCGGGUUCGUGAGGCCGUAUGGCGCCAGGGUCGGGGCGGUGUGCGCGGCGACCACCGUGGGCCUGGCCGGCUUCGGUGCGGCGGGCGGGUACCUGGGCGGCGCGAGCAUGUUACGGUCGGGGUCCAGGGUCCUCCUGGGCGGGUGGGUCGCCAUGGCGGUCACGUACGGCGUGCUCUGGCUGUUCGCCAAGGUGUCCCACAUUCAGGUCUCGUCGCUGGGGUGAAGCGGCCGUGAUGGUUUGGCAGGUGGUGGGUGGAGUGAUUUGCAGAAUUAAUACAAGGGCUAGAGCUAGCUGUGUCAAUUGGUGCUUAUAUCUGGCGCGCGCCAUGCGCAUGCUUAAUGGCUACCCAUAUCUUAGUAGAGAUCUCCCGGAUCAAUCGGUGUGUGAUGUUUUUUUUCGGCUUAUAUAUAGUGUAAUGGCUCCAGUUGGUGGCAUUGUAAGGCUAAACCAGGCUAAUGAAAAUACUAUGCUAUUUACCA
This is a messenger RNA of Triticum urartu, 1071 nucleotides long. Its product is annotated as vacuolar iron transporter homolog 2-like. Lineage: Eukaryota; Viridiplantae; Streptophyta; Magnoliopsida; Poales; Poaceae. Gene Ontology annotation, biological process: intracellular manganese ion homeostasis. Gene Ontology annotation, molecular function: manganese ion transmembrane transporter activity. The record is from RefSeq and is a predicted model, not a curated record.